AUGGGAUGUUCUGCUGAAAUAUGUCUCAGUGCUCAGCCAACCAAGUGUAAGCGGGCGGGCAAGGAAGAGAAUGAUUCAAAAGAUGAUAAGCGGAGAGCUGCCCACAUCCACAGCUGGAGGUUGCUAUUGCGAAAAGCUGAUAAUCACUAUGAGAAAAAUAUCUGUUGCUCUCAGCAAGGUAUCUCCCUGGAAAGCCUUUGGAGGGAUCUCCCUCAGCCUAAGCCGUCUAAGAAACAGUUUGAGCAAUGGCAUGCUAUGGGCUGCAAGUUUGCAGCCAUAGCAGCCGGUGGAUCUAUCUAUGCCCUUGUUUUGGUUGCAGGCUUGAACUUACGGGUUCAACUUGGUGAAAUGGACGGAACGACACCAUGA
This is a messenger RNA of Serpula lacrymans var. lacrymans S7.9, 369 nucleotides long. RefSeq lists its product as uncharacterized. Lineage: Eukaryota; Fungi; Basidiomycota; Agaricomycetes; Boletales; Serpulaceae. The transcript is spliced from 5 exons. The coding region runs from base 1 to 369 and encodes 122 amino acids. The record is from RefSeq and is a predicted model, not a curated record.